Molecule: messenger RNA, 2865 nt
Organism: Diprion similis
Lineage: Eukaryota; Metazoa; Arthropoda; Insecta; Hymenoptera; Diprionidae
Gene: Gbs-76A
Product: glycogen-binding subunit 76A
Exons: 3
Coding region: 309-2492 (727 amino acids)
Biological process (GO): regulation of glycogen biosynthetic process
Cellular component (GO): protein phosphatase type 1 complex
Molecular function (GO): protein phosphatase 1 binding; glycogen binding
Source: RefSeq, a predicted model, not a curated record
GCUGUGAAUAAAAAGAUGUAUGUUUUCGUGCCGGGGAAAUAACCUUCGAUAACCUUCGGUUGGUUAUAAAUAAAAAGAGCGAUGAAUGAGUGGUGAUCCCGAAAUAAUCAAUACUUAAUAUAACGUGAUUCCGAUCACUAGAAUCGCACGUACAUUUUUCGUAUAACACAUACGUACAACGCGUAGUUCGAGAUUACAGCUCAUCCAAAAUAUUCCGACGAGUUCGUUCAACUCCGAAUUAUUAAUCGCGAUAAUAAUAAGAAGAGUUCGGAGAAAAAGAAAUAAAGAAAACAAGAAAAUAUAUCGAUAUGACGCAAAACGAAGAAUUACAUUCAACAGCUGCGCGAAUUGUCAAGACGAAAACAACGCCGGUUCAGAUCAACGGUCAUACUUUAGCGGGUUUGAACGAGGUCCGAGAUCUCGGUGCCUCGGGUUCGGAGGUGUCUGGAUCUCCGGCGAUCAGCGCGGCCCUCAAGGAUUCCGGCGUGAAAACUGUUAUGGGCAGUACAGACUCGAGCGGAAACGCGGGGGGCGGUCAGUCCUGCGGUCUCGUGAGUUCGCUUUUCCCAAGCAGCUGCAGGGGUCGCGCGGAAGCUUUCGCGCGUCGUUUGCACCACCGUCUGACGUCUCUAGGUGGCGAGGGGGAGGAGCGAAAGCUCGGCGCGGAGCUGGCGCCAUCUGAGACCUCGUGGCUUCACUCGGGAGCAACGGUGGCGCCUGCGCACAGCCAACAGCAGGUACUGCAGCGCCAACCGAAGCACAGCUCGGACUCAGACCUCUACUUCGACUUCGAUAUCGACGAUCCGGACGCCCCCGGCUCGCCAGCUGAGGAAAUUACCGCCGCCGAGCUUGCGGGGCUGCUGCUGAACCCCGAAGCUCUCGCUCUCGGCCGUUGCCCCGAGCCCUGCUCACUGGGCCCCGAAUCGGGGUGCGUAUUCUCGUCCCCGGUCUCCGGGGCCUCGCCGGAGAGUGACUCCUCCGAGGUAUACUACGACCCUGAGACCUCGGAGGCGGAGCGGGCCGAGUCUUUCUACGACCUCGAGACCUCGGACAGCGACGGUCCUGCCAUUGGAAACGGGCCUACGGCCCGGGUUGUUGGUCGGAGACACGGCUCGCCGAUACCCGAUGAACCGCCUCCGUCCAAGGCCGAGUCCUCGGAGUCCUGCAGCGAGUCGAACGGCUUCGGACCGUUCCGAAAUGCGAAGACUGCGGGGCACAAAGCUAGCUCUGAGGACUCUCUCGACACCACCUCUCCCAGCCACGAGUCCCUCUGGAGUACCUUCGACGACAGCACGAUGUCACUGCAGGACGAGAGUCCCGCACGACCUUGGGGAAUUGGAGGCCUCGUCGCUCCCGUUAACGUCCAUAAGUCCCACUCCGACUCGGAGAUCAUACCGUCUAUCAACGGCGUGAAGGACGAGGUCGACUUCGCGAGGGUCAAACCGAGGAGUCUUCACUUACCGGGUGGGAGCGACGACGCUCAGAGCGACACGGAGACCGACCACUCGACGUACAGCAGCAGCAUAAACAUACCCGGUGAUUUGACUCUGGAGUGUCCUAGCGGGGCACGAGUGUCGCUACAGGACGAUGAUCGGCUCGUUAAAAACGAGGUUAAGCUCGAGAUUCAGGAUGAAACGGUGACGAACGGUGACGCCGAGAAGAUGGUUGAGCUCCUGAAGCGGCUCGGCGCCGGGGAGCUAAUCGACAACGAGGAUGAGAACGAAGUCGAGGAGGAGGAGGAGCAGGAAAGGCCACGCAGGGUGAGGCGGUGCUCGUCGCUCAAGACCGGAAAGACGCCACCCGGAACUCCGGGGCGCAAGAAGAUUGUCAGGUUCGCCGAUGUCCUUGGACUUGAUCUCGCCGACGUGAGGACGUUCCUCGACGAGAUACCGAAGGUUCCGAACUCCGCCUACUCGGACCUCAUAUACGACGAUACCCUGAUCAAGGAACCGGCCCCCCAAAACUGGCACUCCAAGUACCUUGAGACCCAGACUUCGAGUAGUUUGGCUAGACACAAGCCCGAAAAGCUGCUGGUACCGCUUUUCCAGCAACCCGGUGGCCUUCCCGACUUCCUCGACAAGGUCCGCGAGCGUCAGGUUUGUUUGGAGAACGUCCUUGUCCAGGACCCCGUCAGCCUCUGCCUCAGCGGUACUGUCAGGGUGCGAAAUCUCGACUUUCACAAGUCCGUUCACAUUCGGUACUCCCUGAACGGAUGGCAGAGCUUUAGCGAUCUUCAGGCUACCUAUGUUUCCAACUCCUGUGACGGAUUCAGCGACAAGUUCAUGUUCACGCUUUAUUGCCAUACUCUCGCCGUUGGUCACCGGAUCGAAUUCGCCGUCAGGUAUCAGUGCAAGGGUGCUCAGUACUGGGACAAUAACGCCGGCGCAAAUUAUUGCUUCCAGUGUCUACCCGCUGUUUCCUCCACUUCUUAUAUACCCAUUACUGCUAACGAUAACGGAUCCAGGGACUGGCUUGAACCUGCUUUUUACUAGGGCACCUUGCUCCAAUGCGCUGGAUUAUUUAGGAGGCCACAGGAAUCGGGUGAAACCCGAUCCUGCAACGGAGAUGAUGCGUUGAUGUUAACCAUGAUCAUUGCCGUUAUUCUGCAGGGGGGACAGCCAAGAAGAAUUCAGUUAGCAAACUAUAGAGAACGGUAUGAGUUGACUUGGACAAAUUGAGAAAAUACAGAUUCGGUAAGAAUUGUUAUCACUGUAUCAAUGGAACAAGUCAGUGAUGCCAACUAUGGUACAGAAUUUUUCAGACUCGUUUCAAUUUGUCGAUCGUGAGGAAUGGGGAAUGGUUGAAAAGCAUGCAUACCGAAAUGAACAAACAUCAAGUUUUAUCACAAUAUGACUUGUUUGCCGU